Messenger RNA from Theileria orientalis strain Shintoku, 345 nucleotides. Its product is annotated as adhesion regulation modulator protein. Lineage: Eukaryota; Apicomplexa; Aconoidasida; Piroplasmida; Theileriidae. The transcript has 4 exons. Gene Ontology annotation, biological process: ubiquitin-dependent protein catabolic process. Gene Ontology annotation, cellular component: proteasome regulatory particle, lid subcomplex; nucleus; cytoplasm. Gene Ontology annotation, molecular function: proteasome binding; ubiquitin binding; endopeptidase activator activity. Bases 1 to 345 code for a protein of 114 amino acids. The record is from RefSeq and is a predicted model, not a curated record.
AUGGAAAGGGGAGUUUUGUGUGAAAUAAGAGCGGGAAAAUGUGUGUUAAACGAAAAACUAGUGUCGCCAGACCUGAGAAAAGGAUCCUUGAGACUGUUCAGAGGAGACGACGAGUUGUUGUCAGUUCAGUGGUUAACCAGAGAUGAUUCAAAGGUAGAGGACACCUUCUACGUAUUCGACGACGCGUUCCUGGAAAGGGUGCCUGAGUGCAGUACGGGUGAAGUAUAUGUGCUGAAGUUCACCAGCAAUAGCCACAGGUCGUUCUACUGGAUGCAGGAGCCAAACACCGCAACGAUUAAGAGUUUCGUCGACUCGUUCAAUAAAACAACGGGAUUCCUCAAAUGA